Molecule: messenger RNA, 2112 nt
Organism: Leptosia nina
Lineage: Eukaryota; Metazoa; Arthropoda; Insecta; Lepidoptera; Pieridae
Source: the annotation of a GenBank genome assembly
AUGUCUGGCGGAUCUCACGUCUCAAGAGGGACGUUUGGGGACUCCGAGAUGUCUGGAAGCAGCGCGGCCCCUCUUCCAAGCCCUGCAUCUGCGGGCGCUGCACUGGUAUCCCCAGAAACCCUCAGUCGGCAUAGUAGCCCCCCACCAAUACCAGCUCAUCCAUCAUGCCAGCCUGCACCUUCCUGCUCGUCUCAUCAUGUCCAUAUGGAAUCGCCUUUGAGGUUGCCAAGUCCGCCGUCGUUGGGUACGUCGCUGUCUCUACAACCAGUGUUAUAUGGGCAGUCGGAAGGUGGUUCGCCGCGGCCACCACUGCCUCCAGCGAGACACCCAUCAAGACCGAACACAGCUAUACCUAGCAUGCAUAUUAUGAGCGCGAGCGAAGCAUUUGCAACGACACUGUCUGCGUUAUAUGGAAAACUGCUAGUCGUCAUGGGUAUUGCUUUUCCUAUGGCAGAAGUUAUAUCUACUUACAUUCCACCGUCUUUUUAUGAGGGAUUCUACUUAUAUCUGUAUAUAGGCAGUAUGUUCUUUCUGCUAUACAUGUAUGCCGCUCUUCUACGAGAUCGUGCUCGCCACGCACCUGAUAAUACUGUUGUUGCUAAAUCAGACACAAGCUCGUCACAAUCCGAAUCCGAUUCCUGUUCAUCCCGGACGGAGCGCAGUACAGCAACAGCCCCGCACAUCCCACCGCAAUUUCUGGCUAAACGACUGUCACUGGGUUUCGCGUUGACGUCGAGAACACAUCACUAUGGCAGUUUCUAUUUGAGAAUGGGCGCUGUUGCUUUCGGAAUCGGUUCCAUGAUUUACUCGGGGCUGGAGUUCGGUCAAUACUGGGAGUUGGAAAGAAAUACAAACUGCCACAAUGUGCUCCUAGCACUUACUCCAGCGACUAGGAUGGCGUUCAUCUUCAUACAGAUGUAUUUCAUCUUCUUAAACAAUGAGAUGAAAGUGUACAAGCAUAAAAUAGUGGCGCGUUUUGGAUUGAUGCACAUGGUCGGGACAAAUCUAAGUGUUUGGCUCAAUGUGUUAGUUCAAGAGACGAAACACGAGAUUCUGACCUUCUACGACCCAGAGAACAAAACUAUUGGAUUAUCGCACAGACUUGCGUUCCAGAAAGCUUUUGCGUCUCUUUCGACCGAAGUUCCACCGUCACAUCCCGCGGCAGCCCAUCUUCGUGUUCCACGCGGACUCAAAGGACCCCACCACAUCUUCGAAUGUCGUCGUACUAACAUCAUGGGUUCCCUCGUGCAAGACGCAUCGCCUUUCCUCUUUCCCUGUACAAUAGAAUACUCUUUAAUAUGCGCGGCCAUUUUAUACGUCAUGUGGAAGAAUAUUUCGAAAUACCCAUCGAAGGAUGUAGCGCAAGCGAUAGCUAAAGCCAGAAUUUUAGAAGGAUUAGCUUAUAAAAAAUCUCCUCAUUUAUACAGCGUCGACUGUGCUAGGGCGCACAAAGGUCUAUUUUUCGGUAUCCUAGUGCUAGUUUUAACCAUAAUAUCUCUUAUACUGUUCUUCGUUUUGGUCUCUAAGAAGGAUUAUGCAACCCUCGCAGUCGUCGAAGUGAAUGUCUGUGAAUUAGCGUUGUACGCGAUGACUACUAUCGCCAGCCUGGCCGGAAUGGUGUGCGUCAGAAAUCUAAAGUACGACGGGAAUCGAAACCUCGAAUUGGACAAUAUAUUACUCGUUGGCGCGCAAACUGGCAUGUUCAUAUACGGAACGUUCACCAUCAUCGGCGGGCACUUCACCAUCGAGAAGAACACGAUAUUGAUCCUAAUAACCGCUCUGUCUUCGCUGGUGCAAACUACGUGCCAGACGAUGUUUAUUUUAGACGCGAGUCGCAGAUCGGCGAAAACGCCAGAGCAGCUGAGGAAGAAACCUGGCCGCGAGAUAGUGACGUUCCUCCUGGUAACGAAUUUGGCGAUGUGGGCUAUCAAUACCCUGGAGAAGUCGAGGGCUGAAUCUCACCCGGUCCAGUUGCAUUUCUACGGGCUGUGGGCGUGGACAAUAAUAACCCACGUAUCUAUGCCACUCGCGAUCUUCUACAGAUUCCAUUCGACUGUAUGUUUAUGCGAAAUCUGGAAGCGAGCGUACAAAAUGAAGCCGGCUUAUAUGUAG